ACACACACACACACACACACACAAACACACACACACGGACUAUAAGAUUCAACUUUAUACCAAAAACACCUCUUCCACUGAGAGGACGUCCACAGGAGGGAAUACUGGAACACCUUCCACUUCAAGCAGCUGCUGAAUCCACACGCUGAGAGUUUCACCAGAACAAAGACUCAAAGUGAAAGUAAGUCUCAGGGAACAGGGAGCGGCUGCUGCUGAGUUCACUGCUUCACUCACAAACAACAUGGCUUCCAGAUUAGAGGAAGAUCUCUGCUGUACUGUCUGCCAUGACACAUUUAAAGAUCCUGUGGUCCUGUCCUGCAGCCACAGCUUCUGUAGAGCCUGUCUGCAGACCUGGUGGACGGAGAAAGUCAUCAAGGAGUGUCCACUUUGUAAGAGACCUUCAGAUUAUGAACCUCCCUGUAACCUGGUGUUGAAGAACCUGUGUGAGAGUUUCCUACAGGAGAGAGAUCAGAGACCUCCAGAGGCUCUCUGCAGUCUGCACUCUGAGAAACUCAAACUAUUCUGUCUGGACCAUCAGCAGCCAGUGUGUGUCGUCUGCAGAGAUUCAGAGAAACACAGCGACCACAGAUUCAGACCCAUCGAUGAAGCUGCACGACAACACAAGAAGGAGCUUCAGGAAACUCUGCAGCCCUUAAAGGAGAAGUUAGAGACUUUUAAAGAAGUUAAAGUGAAGUUUGCUCAAACAGCAGGACACCUGAAGGUCCAGGCCCGACGCACAGAGAGGCAGAUUAAGAAGCAGUUUAAGAAGCUUCACCAGUUUCUAGAAGAGGAAGAGGAGGCCAGGAUGGCUGCACUGAGGGAGGAAGAGGAGCAGAAGAGGAGGAUGAUGAAGGAGAAGAUGGAGGCUGUGAGCAGAGAGAUAGCAGCUCUUUCACACACAGUCAGAGACACAGAGGAGGAGCUGAGAGCUGAAGACGUCUCCUUCCUGCAAAACUACAAGGCUGCAGUGAAGAGGCUGCAGCGCCCCCUGCUGGAGGAUCCAGAGCUGCCCUCAGGAGCUCUGAUAGACCAGGCCAAACACCUGGGCAACCUCAGCUUCAACAUCUGGAGCAAGAUGAAGGACAUGGUGUCCUACUCUCCUCUCAUCCUGGACCCAAACACUGCUCAUCCAUACCUCGUACUGUCUGAAGAUCUGACCAGUGUGAGACUAGGAGAGAGACAGGAACUUCCUGAUAAUCCAGAGAGGUUUGAUAGUUACUACUGGUCUGUCCUGGGCUCUGAGGGCUUUAACUCAGGGACUCACAGCUGGGAAGUCCAGGUUGGAGACAAUAGAUGCUGGGCACUGGGUGUGUUUGCAGAGUCUGUCCAGAGGAAGGGAAGUAUACUGUCUGGAGUAUGGAGAAUAGAUUAUAAUGAAGAUACAUACUCAUCAUGGCCACCAUCCGAUCCAGAAACUCCUCUCCUCCUGCAGAAGCAGCUCCAGAGGGUCAGAGUGAGUCUGGACUGGGACAGAGGAAAGCUGUCGUUCUCUGAUCCUGACACUAACACACACAUACACACCUUCACACACACUUUCACUCAGAGGAUGUUUCCAUUUAUUUGCACUUGGUAUGUACGCCCACUUAAGAUGUUACCACUGAAGGUCUCUGUGACGGUAGAACAACAUGAUGAUGAUGAUGAUGAUGAUGAUGAUGAUGAUGAUGAUGAUGAUGAUGAUGAUGAUGAUGAUGAUGAUGAUGAUGAUGAUGAUGACAUAGAUUGAUUUGCUUAAUAUUUCAUACCUUUCUGCUAAUUCUUUUUUAAGUGUCUGUUCCUUUCCCCCAAACAGUUUUCAGUGAAGGCUUCUCAGAUGGUUGUUAGCCAGGUUAACCAUUAAAGAGAGAACUGGAGGAUUUCCCAAAAAUAGGUCAAACUCUUUCUUUAAAGUUUGGUCAGUAGGCCUGCUGAUAUAUUUAUGUGUUUGAGUUGAUCAGGGAUCAGUCGUAUCAUUUUGGGUUCGAGUCAGUGUGAUUCUGGUGUCAUGUUUUUGUAAAUAAAAUAAAUGAAAAAGAAAA
Messenger RNA from Gymnodraco acuticeps, 2015 nucleotides. RefSeq names its product E3 ubiquitin-protein ligase TRIM39-like. Bases 242 to 1723 code for a protein of 493 amino acids. NCBI's taxonomy places the organism in Eukaryota, Metazoa, Chordata, Actinopteri, Perciformes, Bathydraconidae. The record is from RefSeq and is a predicted model, not a curated record. The transcript has a single exon. Gene Ontology annotation, molecular function: protein binding; zinc ion binding.